This is a messenger RNA of Vigna umbellata (rice bean), 2311 nucleotides long. Lineage: Eukaryota; Viridiplantae; Streptophyta; Magnoliopsida; Fabales; Fabaceae. The record is from RefSeq and is a predicted model, not a curated record.
GCACAUAUAAAUAUUGAAAAAAUAACAAACAAAUACUGCUGCAGUCUGAAAAGCCGCAAAACCAACACGCCUAUUUCCUCCAUUUCUGUGCCUUGGUGCUUAGUUACGGAGAGAUGAGGUGACCUACUCUCCUAACGGCGUAACGGACAUCCGAAAAGGAGACACGUGCCGAAGAAAAAGAAAAAGAAAAAAAAGGGUCGGGCCAGUUGAUGGCUUUAGAGCAGGAAUUGUCCCUGGGUCAGAAUACGAAUUCGAAUAGGAAUCCGAACCCAGUUGAUUGCGUGGAUGUUCGGGGUGAGGGUGGAGACGAGGGAGGGAAAGCGCCGAGACUGCCUCGGUGGACGAGGCAAGAAAUUCUGGUUCUGAUACAGGGAAAGAGAGACGCUGAAAACAAGUUCAGGAGGGGCCGAACGGCCGGAUUGCCAUUAGGGUCGGGUCAGGUGGAGCCCAAAUGGGCAUCGGUCUCUUCCUACUGCAGAAAGCAUGGAGUCAACAGAGGUCCGGUUCAGUGCCGGAAAAGGUGGAGCAAUUUGGCCGGAGACUACAAGAAGAUCAAAGAAUGGGAAUCUCAGAUAAGAGAGGAGUCGGAUUCCUUUUGGGUCAUGAGAAACGAUUUAAGGAGAGACCGGAAAUUGCCCGGAUUUUUUGACAAGGAAGUUUAUGAUAUUCUCGAUUCAGGCUCCCAAGGUCCGGCGUUGGCUCUCGCUCUUUCAUCGCCUCCUUCAAUGACAGUAACGGUGUGCAAGGACAUGCGCAUGGACAUGGACACCAAAAGAGGGUAUGCACCUGCCCCUUCCUCAGCCUCAGCCCCUGCCCCUGCCCCUGCCCCUGUCCCUGCCCCUGUCCCUGCCCCUGCUGAGCCUGAGGAGCCUCACCUCUACGAUAGUAAUCGGAGCGUGCCUGUUGAGGAUGGUUUGUUUUCAGAUUUCGAACAAGAUGAAGCCUCUGCCAGUCCCGAGAAGAAGGACAUUUUUCCGCCCUCCAACAGGGACUUCCCUGCUCCCAUUCCUAUAUCAGCAUAUUUUCUUCUCCUUUACGUAAAAGCAAUAUCAACCACUCCUCCGUGGAUGCCAAGGGGAAGGUAAUGUUCAAUAUAAUACCACACAGCUUUCACAACUGCUUUAUCACAUUUGUGUUAUUGCUUCUGAUUUCCUAAAGGCUUAAAUAUAAUUUUGGUUUAGUAUAGGAAUCAUUUUUGUCUCCCUAGUUUUUAAUCAGCUUAUUUUUUACGGAGACAACUUAAUUAGUGAAAUCUAAGCUUAUUUUAAAAUAGCUGACUUUUAGACUUGUUUGAUUGAUAUUCUCCAUAAGCACGUGGAAGAGAGUAAAGAAUGUAAAGUGAAUCGAGUUUCUUUCGUAAGUUCAAACCAACUUAUGCACUUUAGCUUUUGGAGAAGCUAAAUGAGAUAGCUAAGUUCAUCAGUUGAUUUUAGAUGACUUCUAGUCAUAACAUGAUAGAUGGUCUACCAUGCACCAAAAUUUGUAGCCCUUUGAUUAAUCUCAACCUUUCCCUUCAGUUUUCUCCAUCAAAAAUUAUUUCUAGCAAUAUAAAUAAUUGUAUGGUUCAAGACUCCACCUACAAACCGCUCCUUAAUGUCAAAGCACCAGCUUGGUGGUUGGCCGAUUAGCAUUGUCAGCAUUGCUACAGACAAGAUCUCCGACAUGCUAAAAAGUGCAACAAGAACCUUGACAAGGAAAAGGACAUUGAGAUGCUUUUGAACCCAUCCAUAACUAUGUUUUUGACCAACUUGCAUCCAUUGAGAAGUUCCUACCAAUAUGUUUUAGACCAACUUGUAUCAAUUGGGAAGUUAACUGACAAAUUUCAGGAGGCUGCACAUGUUCUAAAGUGGUGGAAUUUGACGCUUGAUGGUGAAGAUGGACCCGAUGUUGUUGUUUUUUUUAGAUCGGCAAUAUUAGUUAGUAGUGUUUUGUUAGUAGGGAGAGAUGAACGCACAACAUCUCCCACCUUCUCUUCCAACUUUACCUUUAAGCCAACCUUGAGAGUCCCAAGAUGUUGUUGGUGUUUCUAAGGGAAGUGAUUUGGAUAUCUGAAAUAUGUAGGAAAGGAGAUGAAAACAGGGGAAUCAAAACAUUGCCACUGGAAAUUAAUGUCAUGUUAUGCCUCUAUUACAUUUCGGUUAAUUAUUGAAUAGAAAUUUUGAAGUGAGAGACUUAGCCUAAAAACAAUGAUGACUAAAUGUGAGCAAUUAAAAUAAAUAGAGGACCAAAGUCACACAUAGAUUCAGGUAUGAGACUAACAGUGAAAUUAAGUCAUUUUCAAAUGAGAAUAUCCAUUUCGCAAACGUGCUGA